GCGCGGGGCGGGGCGGGCGCCGGGAGCGGGCGGGCAGAGCCGGCUGCGGGGCGCGGCGCCCGGCCUGUCCCCGCGCCCAGGGCCGGAGCAGGCGGAGAGAAGAGAGGAAAAUGCGAUAUUGCGGGAGAGCGAGGAGGAGAGGCAGCAGGGCUGUGCUCUGCGCUGCCGGCCUGUAGCAGCGACAACAAACAGGAUGCGUGAAGAUUAAGUGCCAAGUGCCAAAAUGAGUGUGACUUCGUGGUUCUUGGUGAGCAGCGCUGGCAUUCGCCACCGGCUCCCAAGAGAGAUGAUAUUUGUUGGCAGAGAUGACUGUGAAUUGAUGCUCCAGUCCCGCAGUGUCGAUAAGCAGCACGCUGUAAUCAACUAUGACAAGGAGAAAGAUGAGCACUGGGUAAAGGAUCUUGGGAGCUUAAAUGGGACAUUCGUCAAUGACGUGAGGAUUCCCGACCAGAAGUACAUCACCCUGAAGCUGAAUGAUGUCAUUCGCUUUGGUUAUGAUUCAAACAUGUAUGUCCUGGAGCAAAUUCAACACAAGGUCCCAGAAGAAGCGUUAAAGCAUGAGAAGUACACCAGCCAGCUUCAGAUGAAUUUCAAAAGCACGACCAUGAAGAGGGUGGAGCAGCCCAUGGAGCACAGUGUCUACGCUGAGUCCCCACAAACUAAGCUGGAGAAAGGAGAGAGGAAGCCAAUUACAGAGACCAAUAGUUAUCGCACCCCUCUUUAUGGGCAACCUUCCUGGUGGGGGGAGGAUGAUGCAAACAACGAGGACAGAAGGCAAGAAGAGCAUUACUCAGAAAGAUCAAAAGAGAUGACCCAGCAUGAAGAGGAACUGAAUGGAAAUAUUUCUUCCUAUAGAGAUUCCCAAGAACAGUCUGUGUUUGCCUUCCGGAGGGAGCCAAGUUACUUUGAGAUCCCAACUAAAGAAUUUCAGCAGCCAUCAAAAUCUCCAGAAACACAGGUUCACGAGAUCCCAACAAAGGAUAUUGAUGCCAUAGUAGCCCCAGUUGUGCAGAGCCAUGCCUCUUUCACCAUCGAAUUUGAUGAUGGAACCCCUGGUAAAAUAAAGAUCAAAGAUCACGUAACUAAAUUUUCGCUCAGGCAGAGAAGACCUUAUAUCAAGGAACCAGCUCACACAGAGGUGAUGUCAGCGGAGAGCAAGGUGGCUGACUGGCUUGUCCAGAAUGACCCAAGCUUGAUUAGACGGCAGUCUCCAGGGGAAGAUGUGUACAGCACCAAGAGUGACCUGCCAGUUCAUGUGAAGACACUUAAAGGUUCCCGGUCGUUGACUGAAUCAAGUUGUGUGUCUUCACACCCGUUUCCUUCUCCAAAAAAAGGCAAUCGGCACGAGGACGGGACGCAGAGCGACUCGGAAGACCCCGUGGCACCCAAGGCAGAGAAGGAGCCGACGACGGGUGGUGAGCGGGUGACAGAGCAAGCCAAGCUACAGCGCCAGAUGAGGCGCGAUCCCCACGAGAUGCUGCACAACAAGCAGGCGUUUGUCAUUGAGUUCUUUGAGGACACGCCAAGGAAGAAGCGCUCACAGUCCUUCACACACAGUGCUCACUCCUCUCAGAGCGACACCGAUCCUGGGCUCAAGACCAAGGUUGAGAAACGCAAGAACGCGGUGCCAACGGAGAAGCAGGGCAGCGCGGUGCCACCAUCUCACGCUGGGACGCAAGGGGGCAAAGCCACCAGCAGCUCCUCUGGGACCCAAAGGGCUAGCUCCUUCAAGAGGGAAAAGACAGAGGAGCGAAUCAACUCUUCAUCCUCCUCUGCCUCCAGAGCAUCAGGCAGAGCUUAUGGGAGCGUUGGGAGGAAAUCUAAAAUGGCUCAGGAUUUUAUGGCUGAGUACCUGAGGGAGACGGCUCAGACUGGGAAGGCAGGCUCUGAGAAACCAGCACCUCAGCCUGUGCCGGCAGCCCCACGUGUGGUCAUAUCUUCAGAGCCAGAGCCUGCCUCUGCUCCAUCUCCAGAGCUAAAGGCUGCCCAGGGCAGGAGGAACGACGAGGAAGACAGUGUGAGUGAGACUGGCACGUACACCAUUGAGACAGAGUCACAGGAUAAAGAGGUGGAGGAAGCACGAAAAAUGAUUGAUCAGGUUUUUGGUGUUCUUGAGUCGCCUGAAUUUUCCAGAAUAUCAUCAGCUUUUAGACCAGUAAUAAAAGGUGAAAAAGACGACUCUGGUUCUCAUCAGCAUUUAGUCAGUGAAAAUGGCACUUGUCAGAAGUCACCCUUGCUCCAGGCAUUUGCCUCAAAAGCUGCGAGUGGGUCUCAGGCUGACAUGCAGAUGUCUGCAGCAUCUCAAGGAAGUCAGAAGUGGGUGUCAAGGUGGGCAAGUCUUGCUGACAGCUACUCUGACUCUGGAUCUGUUUCAGGACAAGCUGACGGAGCUCCAGAAAAUGGUGUAGCCCCAAAAUCUGGGGAACCUGAAAAUGCUGUGCCCUUGAGAACAAGGCGUCUUCUUCCCCAGCUUCCACCAAGCGAUAAAUCAGAGAGCCCCACACCCACAGUUUUGGUCUGCCAGGAGUCCUAUUCUGAGGUUACGAAGAGAACCAUUGUGAAGGAUCACUGCGUGGAAGCCUACAGCGAUCACAGCAGCCGCCUCUUCAUUCAGGAAGACUUAGAUCCAGAUAGCCUCAGCGAUGCCAGCAGAUCUGAUGAUGGCUUCAGCUCAGAAAAAGGCAGAAAGUAUAAAGAGAACAAUAAAAUGCUAGAGCAGAUGGGGGAAGACACAAAAUCAGAGAGCCGGCAGCCGGGAGCCCCCCGGGUUGCAAAUGUGAGAGCUGUGAGUGAGACGGUUUCUACUUCGUUCUACAUUGGUGACGACAGCAGCGAUGUGGGGAUUCCCUCCAAGCUCUCUCUGAGCGUGGCCCAUGCUCGAGCUGACAGAGAGGGAAAGGAACAGGAAUUUUCCUUCAAGUCUACUGGCACGCCUGUUCCUGGAAAGCCCUUGGGCAAAGAUGUCAGCGCUUACAUUAACACAGCAGGAAAAAUGGUUAUUUCCAUUCAUCAAGAUCAGGAAAACAUGGCAGGAAAGGAAAUAUCUUUUGUUAGGCAGGAAAGUUUUACCAAAGAUAAAUCAAGCAGUGCUGUUCCUCAAAACAAGCUUCCUCAUAUUUCAAGUCACCCUCUGCUCAAAGAUUUAGAGGCUGUUCGGUCAAACCGCAUGGACUUUGGACAGGACACUCAUCUUCUUCUUAAGGACACUGAAACUGCCUUGGCGGCGCUGGAAGCCAAAUUACUUGGUCAAAACCAAAAGCUGGAGCCCUCGGAAACUGCUGGUCAGCUGGAGGACUCCCUGUCCGGUGACUCAGACGUGGACACAGCCAGCACGGUCAGUUUGGUGAGCGGCAAAAACGUCCCCACAAGCGCCCCAAAACGCAAAGCAGUGGCGAGCUUGCAGAAGGAGAAAUCUUCUUCCUCACCAUCAAUCCAGGACCAGUGCGGGCAGCCCAGUGCACGGGACAGGCUGACGGAGAAGCGGAAGGCCAACGUGCCAGAGGCUCCAAGGUCUGUGGAGGCCACCAAGCGCUUCCAAAUGAAGCGGAGUGCUGGGACUCGGGGGUCACUUGACUUCACAGAUGAUGAGAGGAGCUCGAGUCUGCCUUACCUGCCAGUCCCUGAUGCAGUGGUGUCUGACCACGAGCACUCGGUGCCCCGACCUGCUCCCAGAAGGAAGCCUUUUACUCAGGCUGCCAAGGAGGAUCACAGCAAAGCAACGGCAAAUGUGCAGAAGAUCCAGCAAGUUCUCACCCGCUCCAACAGCUUAUCCACCCCGCGGCCCACGAGGGCCUCAAAGCUGCGUCGUGCCCGGCUGGGAGAUGCUUCAGACAACGAGUGUGUUGAUGCUGAGAAAACAGCCUCCAACCCUGAAGCUGUUGCACCGGGCUCCAAGCAGUCCACAGAGACAAAAAAGCUGUCCCGGCUUGACAUCCUCGCCAUGCCGCGGAAGCGGGCAGGUUCAUUUACGGUGCCCAGUGACUCUGAGACAGCACAGUCAAGGACGGGGUUUUCUGGCCGGAGUGUGGAGUCCUAUCGGAAGGCGACUGUGUCGGAGAUCCGAGCUGCAGCGAGGAAAACAGCAGCUGCUGCCUCUGCCAAGCAGCCGUUCAGCAGGACCCGCUCAAGCAGUGUCAAGUAUUCCUCCACCUCCACAUCAAGGCGGAGACCGCAGGGUUCAGAUUACACUUCUACUUCGGAGGAAGAAUAUGGCUCAAAUCACAGCUCCCCUAAACACAAACGCUCCCAUACUUCAACAGCCACACAGACGCCGAGGAUACGUGGCUCUGGGCUGGGCAAGCAGAAACACAAUGGCAGAGAGACAGAUGACGACGAAGACUUUGAUGACCAUCCCGACCCCUACAACUUCAUGGCACAGACAGCAGAGAUAGCAGAAAUAGCCAGGCUUAGCCAGACCUUGGUGAAGGAUGUGGCCAUCCUUGCUCGAGAGAUUCACGAUGUUGCUGGAGAUGGGGACUCGCAGAGUUCGUCAGGGACAGGACCAAGCACCUCCCUCAGCUCUGUGCCCAACACUCCUGCUUCCACCAUAUCAGCAAGAGAAGAGAUUGCUCGUAGAUCUUUUCGGCUGGCAUAUCCAUCUCAGUUGGUGCAGCACAUUCCAGAAGCAAGUCUGAACUACCAGAAAGUGCCUCCGGGAUCAGUGGAACUGAAGAAUUUUGACCAAAAUAUGAAUGAUAAUAGAGAAGAUGAUCUAUCCAAAAAAACAAGGACACGAAACCGUGAGGAGGUCAUCUUUGACAACCUGAUGCUGAACCCAGUGUCCCAGUUAUCGCACACAAUCCGUGAAAAUACAGAAAACCUAGCUGAAAAAAUGAAGAUUUUGUUUCAAAACUCAGAGAGGACCUGGGAGGAGAUGGAGGCCAAAAUUAACUCUGAAAACGAAGUGCCAAUUCUGAAGACAUCAAACAAGGAAAUCAGUUCUAUCCUGAAGGAGCUCAGGAGAGUUCAAAAACAGCUUGAAGUGAUAAAUGCUAUCAUUGACCCUACUGGAAACUUGGAUGUAGUUGCCAGUAACAAAGCAUCUUCUGCUGCUAAACAAUCAACAGCCACUAAAGUCAGGACUGCUAACGCUUCUGGAUCCACACUGGAGACUUUGUCUCCAGCACAGAUGAGAAACUACACACAGAAAUCAAACUGUGGGUCUUCUAGCUUGCAAGAUACAAAUUUCAUUCCAGAUGGAGAGAAAUACGUGAUCUGAUAUUUUGUAUUGCUAUCAUAUUGUAAUCUACUGUAGUAUUGUGUGUGAGUGGUUUGUGGACAGUUUGUGUGGAGCAGUUGUUUAGAUUGCUAAUACAUUGCACAAAAGAAAGGAAUCUAUGCUGUGAGGGUGAAUGGCAAGUCUGCAUAUGCCUUUGAAUCAAGACUAGCACUGUGGAGCAGCACAUGUUCAGCAUAGAGGCAAACUGAUUUCUAACAAUUUACUCACUCUUCCAGUGUUGUGCCAUAAGCAAACAGGCUUUGCACACCCUCUGUUCAGUACUGCCCAGUGCUUUUGCAUCAGCCUGUUCAUAAUGAUUCAGUUGUAAUGAGGCUCAAUUUAAGAAACACUUUUUUGGGUACUAGAUUUGUUUUGGUUUUGCUUUGCUGUUUUGUUUUAAUUGUGUAAGCGAGCAUUGCAGCUCUGUUGGAAUCCAAGUGCAAAUCCAGCAGAAUGAUGGUGCAAUACAGUGGGUUUCUAGGAGAAACUCAUUACAGUUCUCUAAGUAGUCCUUUUCAGCAGUCUUAAAAAGGCAACCAUACUGAAGUUGUACAUUUUUAUGUUCUUUUUUCAGCCCCAAAACUAAAACAAGACAUAAUUUCUUUUUUUUUUUUCUUCCCUCUUGGUCAAGUGUAAGAGUUGUUAAUUGUGUGAAUGUAAUGACUACUAAUGCAGUUGCUGUUUUUGAUGUUUCAGUCCCAAAAUUAUUUGUAGGUACGAAAAGUCAAAUUAUGGUUUAGCUUGCCAAAUUUUUGAUACAGUUCCUGUCUUUACAGGUUCAAAAGAUUUGCUGUACAAUCUUUCACAGUGAGCUACAAAUGCUCCAGUCUGGGCCAAAGACUGAGAUGGUUGUGAUUUAGCUAAUUGUUAAGAGAAACAUCUGUUCCAGUGGCUCACGUAAUAAACUUAAUUGCAUAGCUGCUGUGAACUAGUGUUCACUUGAUGGCACUCAAAAAAGAAUGGCAGCAAUGUAGCUCCUCGUUUAUGGUUAGUUCUGCUAUGAACUUCUUACUCAGUGCAAAAGUGCUUGAAAACUACCAUGUUGUGCUGUUCCUUAGGAACUACCUGCCAGUGUCAAGCACUUGGUACAUUUGGGAUUUUUGUCUGGAUUUUGUCUUUUUUUUGUCUGUCUCCUAGACAUUGAUGAGUAUUACGUGCAGUUGCACUAAGCAGUUUCCUGUUGAGAAAGCAUUGCGUUUUGUAUCCACCCUUUCAGUUACAUACAAAACCCAAAGCAAUUUUUCUUACUUUAAGAACAAAAGGUUUGUUUUUUGAGGGGACCUCUUCCAGGUGUGUUUGCUCCCAGUUUUCUCCAUCCUGUAGUAAUUCCUUUGUCAUUCAUUCCUGGUCCACAAGCAGUAAUCAGGUAGAGAAAUCCUUCCAUAUUCAUGGAGGAAACAUUUGCUGGGAAAGGUGAGCAGAUGAGUUCCACUUUGCCCUCAUACAGUGUGUAGUUUAACCAGUGAAAAUGGAACCCCAAGCUUGACUGCUGCUUCUUGUGUGCUGACUUUAUAUUUUGGGGUGGUAGUGGAUCCCUUAGUUAGCUUCAGUAGUUACCUGAGCUUUUCUGCUACAAUGUCGUGAAAGUGGGAGCCAGCUACAAUAAUUUCAAUAAGUAGGGAUGCUCACAAAGAGUUUAAUCUUACUAGCAAAGAGCAUGAGGGCUUUCCUGGUGAAGCCAUUGGGAAAUUUAAGUCAAUUUCAGCAGAAACAGAAUCAGUCCUGUGAUGGGAGGAUGCCAGCAGGCCAUUAGCUUCUCUUGUCUCUGCAAGAUGCUGGCUGUCAAACAAUAAGUUCAGAUACCCUUCCAAGAUCUCCAGCAGCUUAUAAGGCUCAUCUGCUUACGUGGAAAUGCUCUUCCAUGAAGAAAUCUGCUGAAUUUCACAUAAAUGAAAGCAGAAUAAAAGAAAAGAGAGAAAAAAAAUUGCCCUUCAUGUUCUUCUGCCUGUAAUUUACGCACUGUACCUUCUUCUGCCUGUAGUAUACAGAAUGUGUUCAUUUGGUUGUUUAUCUGAUCUGUCUUUCCUUGAGAUGCCUGACUGUGUCUGUGAUGAAUAUCCUACGUGGUGGUGUUGUUCCUGACAUAUGACACGUGUGUUCAGGCCCUUCUUUGUUAGGGCUUAGUAUGUCCAGGUGCUACCCCAGCUCAUUAGGAGUUGAAGGACCUUCACAGAUAAGGUGUUGCUGUUAGUUUCAGUUUUGCUAUAGAAACACAUGAAUUACUCAGACAUCUGAAUUUUAUUGUUCACUAUGUUUCUGCAUCUUCCUGGCUGUGCUCUGGUGGUUUUUGUUUCUUUGCAACACAUCCUUGAUGUGACUUCUGUUUACUUUCACUUGAAAAUUACUUGAUUCUUACUUCUUUGGUAAACACAUCAGGAAUGGAUUUUCAUCCUUGAUUGCUUUGCUCUGAAUUUGAGAGAGAGCCUGCAGCCACCUGACAUCAACCCACCAAACAUGGGACCUCUUCAAGUACGGGAUGCAGCAGUCCAUGUCUGCUUGCAAUUUGGAUGUGUUUGUGUAGGGCUGGGAGGAGAUGCACAGCUUGACUUAUUUGUGACUCAGCCAGAAUACACAAUGCUUGUGUGCUGACACAGCGUUCAUGCUUGGAUCUUUGCAUUCAAAACACUCUUGUUGGUGAUGAAGUGCAACUUGUCUUUCCUCAUGUUCGCUGCUUCUGAAAUACAUACACUCCAUUUGCACUUGUCUGCUCGGAUAAGCCAAAGAGAGAGCCACACAGCCACAGCUCCUUCAUCCUUUGGUCGUUCUUACAGUGUGCAUGGCCAUGAAAACACGCCUGUGUGUGACUGCAGUGCUACUCUCCAGGUGUAUCCUGCUGCCCAGGCUCAGUGUGUAGGAAACCUGAUGGCUUUGGCAGGCUGUGUGUGGAGUUUGGAGCGACCCUGACCCCACGGGCAGUUCUCAUUACCAUUUUGCUUUCGUGUGUUUUGUAUUUGACUAAAGAAAUGUAACAAAGGGUGGGAUUUUUCAAAGCCGCAGGGAAGCAAGUGCUCAGACCCUUUUGGGCUCCCAAGUGAAUUUGGGUGCCUGAUGUCAGGAGCACCUUUCAAAAUCCCAAUCCUCCGUUCUGCUAUACUUGAAAACCAUGUUCUCAGUUCAACGCUUUCAAAUGUAAAAACCUGUUCUUUUGUUCUGAUGGAAUGAAUGUAAAUUUCUGCAAGAAUGUGUGGGAGCUUUGCUAGGGAGGACCUUAACUACAGCCAUGUCCUGUUGUGGUUGUGCUCCAGGAGGAAAGAAGUCUGCAUCAUCUUCAAGUAUUUUAGUAAGGGUAAAACUAGUGGAAUGUUUACAUCCAGACUACUGGGAAGGAAAAAAGAAAAAAAAAAAAAAAGGUGAAAAAGUGUAAAUAAGUGCAAGAUUCUACUAGUUUUUGUUGUGUUGCAGAUCACAGUAGCUAUUUUUGAAGCUGGGUAAAUGUGUAUAACUCUUGCAAGGACCAGACAGAGCUACCUGUUCACGUCAAUGUGCCCCGUGCUAAAUCGUGCCUAUUUCACUAUCUGCUGUCGUUAUGCUGCUGAUUCUGCUCUUCUGAACUGUUCACUGGAUCAUUCCAUUUGCAUGCAGCACAAAUGCAAGCUGAGCUGUCUGAGAGUAAAGCUGAAACACGUCGGUAUAACUUGAACUGAUCAAUGACUUUCUCUUUCCCACACCCUCUUGAAAUGCUGUGUACAAUUUUGAUUUCUUUAUCCUACCCCUGUUUUGUUUUUUGCUUUUUUUUUUUUUUUUUUUUUUUGAAUGGUAAUUUAUUUUUGUUUGGAUUAUAGGCAGUAUCUGUACAUUUUGUUCCAAGGUGAUAUUGUGGACGUCUUUAAGGAAAAAAAAAAAUAAAUUGUUAUUUUAUAUAAUUUUAUCAUAAAGUUGCUCUAAUAAAUCAUUCUUUUAUCAUGUGACACUACA
This is a messenger RNA of Tympanuchus pallidicinctus (lesser prairie-chicken), 9133 nucleotides long. RefSeq names its product centrosomal protein 170B (gene CEP170B). The transcript is spliced from 22 exons. Bases 224 to 5218 code for a protein of 1664 amino acids. Gene Ontology annotation, molecular function: protein binding. NCBI's taxonomy places the organism in Eukaryota, Metazoa, Chordata, Aves, Galliformes, Phasianidae. The record is from RefSeq and is a predicted model, not a curated record.